Schistosoma turkestanicum is the source of this 5929-nucleotide messenger RNA. Lineage: Eukaryota; Metazoa; Platyhelminthes; Trematoda; Strigeidida; Schistosomatidae. The record is from the annotation of a GenBank genome assembly.
GUACGCCGGUGUUUCCGAAUCUCAUGAAUAUUCCUGAAACCCUGUCAUAUGCCUUACUCGUCAAGUUCACACGUUCCUUUACUCCCUUCAGAUGCGCGCCAUAAAUUACAGCUCCGAAAAUGCUACAAUGAUUCAACAAGUAUUGGAAAAACAGAUUUAAGACGGCAUGUGCGGGAUACUGAGCAUGACUCUUCUUUGAGACUUGGUAUUAAACGGAGGUAUAAUUCGCGUGGCAACAGUAAUGCGGUCAACUAUCAUCCUGGAGAACAAAAGCGUAUACGAAAAUCGAGUCCCAAUUAUGGAUACCCGAGCACAGAAAGUCAUAACUCUGAUGAAGAAUGGAAUCUGGGAAUAAACAAAAAUGUUUCUCGUAAAGUAACCAAUUUGUCUAGGAAUCCUUCGAUAAGCGGUAUUCGACCACAUGGUUACGGUAGCCGCUUUCAUGGUCAUGAUCCGAAUCAAGCCGUUAUGCUGAACAAAUUCAAAAACUACAGAAUGGAUGUUAAUAAUGCCAAUCAAAAUAUAGAUAACGAACAACUUUUGAUGUUGUAUUACAGUCAUAUGUAUCAACAGUACUACCGAACCUAUACGGCGACUGCUCUCUCUCUGUCAAAUUAUCCUAAUGCUGACUUGCUACCUGCUGUUGCGGCUGCAGCCGCUAACAACUCAGGUAUUCCACCGGAUUUGACUUCUCUAGGAUCAAUACUAUCAAGUGGUAACAGUUUCGAUUUUUCAAAACAUAGUCGAGAUGUAGAUAUACGCGGAAGGCGUCUAAAAAAGUAUCGUAAACAUGGGUCAUCUGAUCUUUCUUCCCGUUCACCUGAACAACACUCACAUUCUCGUACAUUUCGAUCUAAUAGAACAAAUGACUCUUCUCGUUCCUCUGUAAAAGAUUCAGUGCCAAAAGGGAAAGGAUUUAGAAAAAGGGAAUCACCUAUUAAAUUGAAAAAGACAGAAUACACCUCUGAAGAAAGUGAUGACAAUCGCCCAGAUUACGUCAGUAAUGAGCAACUUUGUGAAGAGAACUCUGCAAAUGAUGAUGAUGAUGAUGAUGAAAUUCAACAGAAAUCUUCCAGACGCGUUGUUCGUAGACACUCAACUGUUGAAACUACUACUUCAACUAGACAAAAAGGAGAGUCAGUUCAUAAUGAAGAUAAUUCCAAAUUGGUAACUUCAAAUACAUCUGAAAUUGUUACUGAAUCCAAACAGUCGUUCGGAGCUAAUAAUGAAGUUAGCACUACAGAUGCAGUAUCACUUAAUGAAACUGAAUCUGUUGAAGAAGGUGAGGCCAAGGAUGAUGAUACAUAUAGUGAGGAGAGUGAAGAAAAUGAAGGUGUACUUGAAGAGUCCUCAAGCGAAAAUGAAGCAAACAGCUCACGUGAAACAGUUAGCUCGCAUCAACAAAGCAAGAAAAAAGUGAAUAAUGUUUCGGAAUCAAAAUCAUCUAAAGUACAAAAAGCUUCUACGUCCUCAACAUCUAACCGAGCUGCGCCAGAAGAAGGUCGGAGACGGCAUGUUGAAGUCUUGCCUACUGACACUUUACUUCCUACGUCCACUGAGUUUGAUCAUGAACGUGGGCCACUUUUACCUACACCGGUGGAUGUGGAUAGACGACACUUAAGAUUUCGUAACACUAGUAGUGAUUUAUCAUUAUUUCCUGGCUGUGCUACAGCACCUCCUAUUCCAAAUGUCUUGGAAGCUGCCGCAUUAAUGUCAGGCCUCUGUCCAUCUCUCUUUCCAUCUAUGAAUCCACCAAACUUGUUGAAUACUCUUAGAUGUCCUCCUGUUGAUUUCGCCCCACCAUUUUGUGAUCUAUUCAAUUUACCUAAUCCAAUUGAAAUUCAAAAACAAAUGAAUUGUUUGAAGUUGAACUGUCAUCCUCCAUCCGAGUCCUCGGAAUCUAAAUCUGGACGAACCAAACAUGAAAGUUCCAAAAUAAGAAGCGACGUCAGGGAAAUUCGUUCCACGUUCAAUAAACACUACAAUAUGAAAACUCGAUGUGGGAGUAACUCUGACUCUGAAAGUAGUUGUUCUUCUGGCUCAGAAUAUCAAGCUAAUGUAGUACGCAAAUCUGUUAAUAAACCACUGUCUUCAGAUAGGUGCAUGUAUGAAGCAUCAAAGAACAAGCAUUCAGGUAAAUUUUCAACAACACAUAAAGGGAAAGAUAGAAUGAAAAAGGAACAGGAACUAGUGUCCGAUAAACAGGAAUUAUCCCGUAAAUGUAACAAAUAUAUGUCUCCUGCCAAUGAAGCCGGCCCGUCAGAUACAAAUUCCAAUAUACCAGUCUCGCGCGUUCCGCGAGGUCCAAGAACACCAUCUAGUCCACCAUUAUCUUCUCAAGAUGAAGGCGAUUCUGGUGGUACAUGUUCUCAUUAUGAUUUGUCCCGUGAAUCUUGCUCUAAAAGUUCUCUUAAGAUGCACCGACAAAAUGAAAUAACCAGUUCCAUAUCAAAUUCAAAUGAAAAUUUAUCUGUGCGGAAACCUGCUGUGUGUACAAAUCUCCAAUCAUCUAAUUACAAAUCGCCCAAGAAGCGCUCCUCAAAUCAUAAUACUAGAACAAUACGUACUCGAGAUUACCACAGCUCCAACUGUUCCAACUCAUCCACUUCUGCGUCGACUUCUCGAUCUAAUUCUUAUGAAGCCCCGAAUGUUUGUAAUAAUUCCAGCAAAAGACGACCUAGAAAUCGACAUACUACACAUUCCAAUGCAGGCAUGUCCUACGAAGAUGAUUCCCCAAACCAAUCAUCACAGUUUGCACAUUUUCGUAGAGAUGAUACUGGUGAUAGUAGUGACAGUUCAGAUCAACGAAACCGUGCACUACCUGCAGCAUAUGCAAAUCCUCAUCAAGUUGACCGACAUCCAUCACACUCGUCUGGUGAUGUUGAACCUCCACCUGCUCCUUCUCCUCGUAGUUCAUCUUCCUCUUCCUCUUCAUCAUCCUCUCGUUCGUAUUGUCAUAUCCGCUCAAGUUCAAGUAAUCCUCCAGAAAAUAACAAGCCCCAAGUAAUCUCGUCUGGUUCUUCACGUCAUUCAUCAACAUCUGAAUCACAAGACAGAGGUAGGCAUACUCUAUCGAAGUCACAACGACAGGGUUUCAAGCCGAAAUCAAAGAAACUGAGUGAUAGUGAUGAUCACAAUCGACAAUCACGCCCUUUAAAAGAGAAGAAAAACAUGACUACAUCCAUCUGUCGUAGAAGCUCUGAUUCUGACGAUAAUAUCGAUGACAAAAAUAGAAGAGAAGUCUCAGAUCAGGUUCACAGUUACCGCGAUUCUUCGUCAGAUCUUAAAGAUAUUUCUUCAAAAGAGUCAUCCAUUUUAAGACGUGGAGAAGAUGGAUGUUCUGACGUUUCUGAGGAUAGAAGUUCAACGUCAGGUGAUCGAAAUGGACGUAGACAGUCCUCUCGUUCUCCAACUUCUUCUUGCAGUUCCUCUAGAAGUACUGACCGUAAUGUUUCAGACCUUAGAAACAAAGAAAGAGUGAUGCAAAACAAAUACAGACGUUCCGAGCGAAAGCCAUGUACUCCUGAUUCAUCAUUGGCGAAUAAUCGCAAAUAUGGACAGAUUAAGAACAGAAAUGAACAUACGGUUGAAGAAAAACAUUUUAAUACCAACCGUAAACGAGCCCUACUUUCUCCACCAACAAGCAGAAAACCUGGAACUAAAAUAUGGAGGUCAAGGAAAGGUUAUGACAAUGAAGUUCCCGCUUCGUCUUUACGACAUCCUCAGCCUCCCAAUUCCCACCACUCAGUGAAUAAAAAGGUUUUUCAUGGACACGUCCCAUCAAAAACAUUCAGAAAAAAUCAUCGAGAAAAAAGUUCUUCUUGGUCAACAACAGCUCAUGAACGUCAUACUCGAGAUGAUUUUUAUGGCAGUGGAUCAUUUAAAUCUGGAACUAUGCAUAGUGAUGUGAUUGAUAAUUCAUCUCGACCGAGACCGCCUCGUUUCGGAAAUUCGACCAAUAACAAAGAUACCAAUGGUAUCCGACAAAAUUACGCCUCUAGGAAUUAUCCUGUAAAACAUUCACACAAUAAAACAAAUGUACAUGACUCCAAACUACAUUGGUCUAAAAGUGGUAACACAAGAAAUUUUCGCCCACCAGUUACCUCUUCAAGUCGAUCACCUGUUGAUAGAGUUCGAAAACCGAUUGGAUCAUCAAAUGAUCAUCGUCGUCAUCAUCAUCAAAAUACACGUAAAGGACAAACAGAUAUUGUUUGGGAACCUGGCCCUAAGAGUAUGAAAAAAUUGAAUAAUAAUUAUUCAACUGGAGUAUCCAGUUCUAAAGCACUUUUGAAAACACCUGAGACAACUUCACGGCGUGUUGAUCAUCAUCACCAUCAUCAUCAUCAUCAUAGUCAACAUGAAUCGUCUCGAGACUCGGAAUCCCAUAAUUCUGAUUCUUCUUCAAGUAGCUCAUCAUCUCCUGAAGAAGAUGACGAUGAAGUUGUAGAUGAUGCUGACGGUCAUCUAAUUUAUAGUAUUGGUGAUCGUUUGUUAAAUCGAUAUGAAAUUGUUAAGACACUUGGUGAAGGUACAUUUGGUAAAGUUGUUGAAUGUAAAGAUCAUGUAGAAAAUCGUAGAAUUGCUUUGAAAAUUAUCAAAAAUGUCGAUAAAUAUCGUGAAGCUGCAAUGCUUGAAAUCAAUGUUUUAAAUUUCUUAAAUGAACGUAGUGCAAAUGUUGAACAUUUAUGUGUAACCCUAUUGGAUUGGUUUGAUUAUCAUGGACAUAUUUGUUUGGCAUUUGAUAUACUUGGAUUAUCGGUUUUUGAUUUUUUGAAAGAAAAUAAUUAUGUUGGUUAUCCAAUGGAACAUGUUCGUCAUAUCUCUUAUCAAUUAUGUUAUGCUGUCCGAUUUUUACAUGAUAAUCAAUUAACGCAUACAGAUUUAAAACCAGAAAAUAUUUUAUUUGUUGAUUCCGAUUAUAUUUCUGUGCAUAAUAGAAAAAAACGUCGACAUGAACGUAUGGUAAAAUGUUCCGAUAUACGUUUAAUUGAUUUCGGUUCAGCAACAUUUGACUAUGAUCAUCAUUCAACUAUUGUUUCGACAAGACAUUAUCGUGCACCUGAAGUGAUUCUUGAAUUAGGUUGGUCUCAACCAUGUGAUGUUUGGUCAAUUGGAUGUAUCAUGUUUGAAUUGUAUACAGGUUAUACACUUUUCCAGACUCAUGAUAAUCGUGAACAUUUAGCUAUGAUGGAACGUACUUUAGGCCAUAUUCCUUAUCGAAUGACUAGAAAGUCACGUCGAACCAAAUACUUUGAUCCAUCGGGCAAUCUUUUAUGGGAUGCACAAUCACGUGAAGCUAAAUAUGUUUUGACUCAUUGUCGUCCAUUUCGGCGUUAUUGCAAAGAUGAAAGUCAAGAUACACUUGAUCUAUUUGAUUUAAUGUCAAAAAUGUUAGAAUAUGAUCCAGCUGAUCGUAUACCAUUAUCUGCAGCACUAACACAUCCAUUCUUCUUACAUUUACCUUCACAUCAACGUUUAACUUAUACUCAUCAUCCUUCCGAUACACACCUGCUCCAACCUAAUGAACGUCGUACAUCUGGUUCACGUGGUGGUGGUGGUGGUGGGACAAAUAGUCAACAACCAUCAACAACAGCGAAUAAUGGUUCAUCAUCCUCAUCGUCGGUAUCCUCCGAUGUGAAACGUAAUCGAUAAAGAUCUACAUGAUAAUGUUAAUAGUAAUAAUAAUAAUAAUAAUAAUAAUAAUGACAAGUAUUUUUUAUUGUUUUUUGUCGUUGUUAUUAGUAGUUAUCAGUUGGGAUUAUUGUUGCUGUUUUUUUUUAUUUUUCACGUACUAAAACACACCAUUUUUCUUUCGCAAAACAAAAAAUAUCAACAAGUACAUACUGGAAAAUACUACUCUAUCCGAUUUGUUUUUGUGAAUGGAUUGUUUUUUUUUCAUUGGGGUACACCACACACUGUGUGUAAUAUU